CUGAACAACCGAGACCUGGUCCAGCAUGAAGGCCCUGGGAUCCAGAUUUUUCUUUUAUGCGGGUUUUGUGGUGGGAACCUUCACGCUGUACGUGUUUCUGCGGCAGAUGUGGUUUGAGAGGACAACACCGCAAGGCAACAACUUGGGGAAAAUGUAUGAGCACCAGCAUGAGGAAGAGGAGAGUUUAUGGAAGAAAGACAGGUCUGCUCUCUUCAACCUUAAACACCCUCAUCAUAUAGGUGAAGAUAGCCACUUGGCUGAUGAGUUGUACAGAAAGGUGCGAAUUCUUUGCUGGGUGAUGACGGGACCCAAAAACCUGGAGACAAAGGCUCGGCAUGCGAAGCAAACAUGGAGUCGUCAUUGCAAUGUUGUGGUUUUCAUGAGCUCCGUGGAUGAUCCUGACUUCCCCACAGUGGGAUUAGGCACAAAAGAGGGUCGCGAUCAACUGUACUGGAAAACCAUCCGAGCCUUCCAUUAUGCCUAUGAGCAUCAUGCCGAUGAGGCGGAUUGGUUCCUCAAGGCAGACGACGACACCUACGUGAUUGUAGACAACCUGCGAUGGGUCCUUGCAAACCACACACCCGACGAGCCAAUUUACUUCGGGCGAAGGUUCAAGCCUUACACCAAGCAGGGAUACAUGAGCGGUGGUGCAGGCUAUGUACUGAGCAGAGAGGCACUGCGGAGAUUCGUAGAAGGAUUUAAAAACAAAGUGUGCACACACACCACCUCUGUGGAGGAUCUGGCAAUGGGGCAGUGCAUGGAGAAGGUUGGGGUGCUUGCAGGAGACUCCAGAGACACGGCACACAGAGAGACAUUUCACCCUUUUGUCCCUGAGCAACAUCUCACUGCCAAGUUCCCAAAGAGCUUCUGGUACUGGAGCUACUGCUAUUACCCCAUCUCAGAGGGUCCUAAGUGCUGCUCGGAUAUAUCGGUGUCUUUCCACUACGUAGAUGCUGCAGGCAUGUAUUUAUUGGAAUACUACACUUAUCACCUGCGUGCCUUUGGCUACAAAUACAGAUACCAACCCCCGAUCCCAAAGGGUUACGGAUUUGAACAGUUAACGUCACGAAAUGCCGCAGAAGGACAAGACAUGACUUUUCAGGAAAACGAUCUUAAAGAGGGGAAUAAUUCGUCCCAGGAUGACCAGAGGCAGGAUGCAGAUCCUCCCCCUGCGGCUGAUAAAGACCCUCCUGCAGCUCCAGAAGGAAACUGACUCUAACCCUCUGUUGGAUGAACCGAUUUUAAGGCAGACAGAAACCGUAUGGGUUUUUUAUGUUUACUGAUCCAUUUUGAUAAUUUGGGUUCUUAAGUGCAGAAAGUCAGACCACUUGUUCUUAAGUUCUCGAGGAUUCUGGAGCUGAAAGACUUCUUUUAAUGCGAAAUGUGACUGGAAGACUGUUCCUCAACCCGAGACAUGUUUUUAUCAUUUUUAUCCUUUUAUUUCAUUUUUAUUGAGUGCUUUUUACAAGUGAAUUCUUAAAAGGUUUAGGAACACUUGUCUGCUUGUAUAGACUCUGAAACAAAGGUGAGUAG
Nematolebias whitei (Rio pearlfish) is the source of this 1533-nucleotide messenger RNA. It is a transcript of the gene c1galt1lb, whose product is annotated as core 1 synthase, glycoprotein-N-acetylgalactosamine 3-beta-galactosyltransferase, 1b. Gene Ontology annotation, cellular component: membrane. Gene Ontology annotation, molecular function: N-acetylgalactosaminide beta-1,3-galactosyltransferase activity. The transcript is spliced from 3 exons. The coding region runs from base 26 to 1213 and encodes 395 amino acids. Lineage: Eukaryota; Metazoa; Chordata; Actinopteri; Cyprinodontiformes; Rivulidae. The record is from RefSeq and is a predicted model, not a curated record.